GAGUUUCUAGUCGAAAUCGAGACAUAUAGAAGAUUCAGUGACAAGCAAUUCUUAUGGUAGCAGCGAAUAUAACAAUUUAGUUUUGAAUUUUGUGUUGUGUUCCUUUUUAUAAGUGGAUGGACUUAUAAAAAGAAUUAAUUAGUAUCUAUAGUUGGUUAUAAAUAGUGAGUGCACAAAAUGACGCUCACAAAUAAGAUGGAAUUGGACGAAAAAACCGCGAAGGGAGAGGGUUUUAAACCUUAUUAUAUUACCAAAAUUGAAGAGCUGCAAUUAAUUGUAGCUGAGAAGAGCCAAAAUUUAAGGAGGUUACAAGCACAACGUAAUGAGCUUAAUGCGAAAGUACGUAUGUUACGAGAGGAAUUACAACUUCUUCAAGAACAAGGUUCAUAUGUUGGAGAAGUUGUUAAACCAAUGGAUAAGAAGAAAGUCUUAGUUAAAGUGCAUCCAGAGGGCAAGUUUGUAGUGGAUAUAGAUAAAAACAUUGACAUCAACGAUGUAAAACCAAACUCAAGAGUUGCAUUGCGCAAUGAAAGUUAUACUCUUCAUAAAAUUUUACCAAAUAAAGUAGAUCCACUAGUGUCUCUUAUGAUGGUGGAGAAGGUACCAGAUUCUACCUAUGAAAUGGUUGGUGGUUUAGACAAACAAAUCAAGGAAAUUAAAGAAGUUAUAGAACUACCUGUUAAACAUCCUGAAUUGUUCGAUGCUCUUGGAAUAGCACAACCUAAAGGAGUUCUUUUGUAUGGACCACCAGGUACAGGAAAAACUUUAUUGGCAAGAGCAGUGGCUCAUCACACUGAGUGUACAUUUAUUCGUGUGUCUGGUUCUGAAUUGGUACAGAAAUUCAUUGGUGAAGGCUCAAGAAUGGUUCGUGAACUAUUCGUAAUGGCUAGAGAACAUGCACCGUCUAUUAUAUUUAUGGAUGAAAUAGAUUCAAUUGGAAGUGCUCGUAUUGAGUCUGGAUCUGGUGGUGAUAGUGAAGUCCAAAGAACUAUGCUCGAAUUACUGAAUCAGUUGGAUGGAUUUGAAGCAACAAAAAAUAUUAAAGUUAUUAUGGCAACAAACAGAAUUGAUAUAUUGGACCCUGCUUUACUUAGACCUGGACGUAUCGAUCGUAAAAUUGAAUUUCCACCUCCAAAUGAGGAAGCGCGUCUUGAUAUCUUGAAAAUUCAUUCAAGAAAAAUGAACUUAACUCGUGGCAUUAAUUUAAGAAAAAUCGCAGAACUUAUGCCUGGCGCAUCUGGUGCAGAAGUUAAGGGAGUUUGUACAGAAGCCGGUAUGUAUGCCCUUAGGGAACGCCGCGUUCAUGUUACCCAAGAAGAUUUCGAAAUGGCUGUUGCUAAAGUUAUGCAGAAAGAUUCUGAAAAGAAUAUGUCCAUUAAGAAGUUAUGGAAGUAAAUAGUUAGGCUUAUUGUUUCAAUAUUAUUUACAUUUUUUGUAAAAUCAUUUGUGAAAUCCAUAUAACUUCAUAUAAAAUAAAAUUUAUAAUUGUAAAAAAAAUUUAUUUCAAAUCAUACUAUUACUACUACUACUACUACUACUACUACUAUUGCUACUACUACUACUACUAUUACUACUACUACUACUACUACUUCUACUACUACUAUUACUACUACUACAACAAAGAUUUAGUGUUAAUCAAGUAUUUUAUAACUGUCGAACUUUCUUAAUGUCAUGAAAUACACAUACUAAUGCAUAUUUAUUGUA
Molecule: messenger RNA, 1704 nt
Organism: Megalopta genalis
Lineage: Eukaryota; Metazoa; Arthropoda; Insecta; Hymenoptera; Halictidae
Gene: Rpt6
Product: 26S proteasome regulatory subunit Rpt6
Molecular function (GO): ATP binding; ATP hydrolysis activity
Source: RefSeq, a predicted model, not a curated record